AUGUUCCCAUUCUUCUGCUUUGAAAACCGGGAGAAAUGGGCACGCCAAGUCGGCCAGUCGUCGUUCGACCUGGUGGACAUGACCCAGUUCCACAGCACUUCCUUCCGAAUCAUCAUCUCGUACAUCUUCAUGUAUGUCCAGAUCAUCAUCACUCUGGCAGUUUAUGCCUCAGAUAUUUACACAGCCAUCAUGUUGUUGGCGUUCGACCGCUGGGCCUCUUCCAUCACCCCCUACGUGCCCUUCCACAUCUCCCGAUGGCUGUUUGGAGGCUGCAUUCUCUUCUCAUUUGUGCUUCUCAUCUACGACUACAUCCAGGCUUACCGUGUGUGGAAACGGUAUAACAUCUGUCUCACAUACACAAACCCCAUCUGUCGAACAAUCUACUCCAUCAAAGGUUUCAACUACUUUUGUUUGUUUGCUAAGAUCACCAAGUCUAAGGAGUUCACCGACUACGUUGCCCUGUUUGUCUUCUUCACUUUCAAGGGCUGGGCGAACCUCCUGUUAGCUGAGGGACCGAGACAGGUUCUAAAUGCUCUCACUCUGUAUUCAGUGCUCAAAAUUGACGACGACUUUGUGGGGGCUGUUACAGCUCUGGCUGAGAAGUCACAUAUUGAGGCUGUCGUUGUAUCCUUCAUGGCAUUCUCGCUGCUCAUCUGGGUCAUCUCCAUGUUCAUGUUCAUUCUGGCAAUGCUCUGUUCAUGCUCUGUGUGGACCCAAGUAAAACGACACAGGUGUCACUCGCUGGAAGAGUACUGCUGUGUCCGAAUAGACAAACGAGUGGCACACCUAGUUGCGAAGUACCACAAACGUGGCAUGCAGAACCUGGCUCUGGAGAACUCGAGAAUGUCCAAACAACCCACACUGCCCACCAUCGAGUUCCUGGGUACCGAAGAAGAAAAUAUUGGUUACGGCCACUCCAAUGCUCACCUGGAAGCUUAUGGUGGCUCUAAAACCAACUUGUUGGCAGCCGACCAGGUCGCUGAAGAGUUUUACAGUAAUAAGGAGUACUCUCUGAGUGAUCUACAGUCGUAUGACUCUCGAAACACUCUCGCUGAGCCCUCAGACCCGCUUUCCAAGUCUGAAUUUAGCGACAUCACGAGCAUCAAACGAAGUGACACUGAGCAAUCAAACUUGACAGUCUCUGGAUUCUCCAAUGGUGUUCAUAAAGUUCCCAGAAAGCCCACUCCAGUGAGACAGGCCUCAGGAUCUCUUUACCAAAACGACAGCAGCUCUACAAGCAGGCUUUAUAUCAGCGAUAACAGCUCGAGCUUGUACCAGAAUCCCAACAUUAGCACCUCGGGAGGUUCCAUCAGCACAUUCCUGGAGCCCGAGACUCAAUCGUUCAGUUACAGUCCUCCCAGAUAUGAUCCUUCCGAGUACAGAGGGGGUAGACAACCAUCAGAUGUUCGCGAGAGACCCGAACAGGCUUACUCAAGACGUCCAUCGCAACAGUCGUCUACAAGAAGACCUUCCGAGCCUUAUGACAGAAGACCGUCUGAACAGUCUUACGACAGAAGACCAUCUGAACGAUCAUACCAGAGACGCGCGUCUGGGGCACAGGACAGUCAUCUAUCUUCUCGAUCUCAAUCACCGCAUCUUCCGUUCCAACUCGACCAUCAACCUCACAGCCAGUCUCAGAAUCCCAACCUGGAUCCCUUUGAUCCCUCAUAUAAAUAG
Messenger RNA from Yarrowia lipolytica CLIB122, 1677 nucleotides. RefSeq lists its product as uncharacterized. Gene Ontology annotation, biological process: potassium ion transmembrane transport. Gene Ontology annotation, molecular function: potassium ion transmembrane transporter activity. The record is from RefSeq and is a predicted model, not a curated record. NCBI's taxonomy places the organism in Eukaryota, Fungi, Ascomycota, Dipodascomycetes, Dipodascales. Gene Ontology annotation, cellular component: plasma membrane.